This is a messenger RNA of Kickxella alabastrina, 701 nucleotides long. RefSeq lists its product as uncharacterized. The record is from RefSeq and is a predicted model, not a curated record. Bases 109 to 618 code for a protein of 169 amino acids. The transcript has 2 exons. NCBI's taxonomy places the organism in Eukaryota, Fungi, Kickxellomycota, Kickxellomycetes, Kickxellales, Kickxellaceae.
GCGUACACGAGUGUUUUUCUUCUCCAUUACACUGUUGUUUUUCCUUUUAGCUUAAAUACUUUCCACUAUUAAACCAUUUCCUUUAUUCUGCUACCAUUUUUAUUUGUAAUGCAACUCAAGUCAGUUUUACUCCAGGCUUUGCUCGUCGGCUCGACAGUUUUCUCCUCUGCCAACGCUGCUGAUAUUGACUGGGAUAGUCAGUGUGCACUAGCUGGAGUCGCCUACAAUUGGUCAACUUUCAGUUAUAAUAUGAUUAUUAAACAAGCCUACAACAAAGUAACUGUUUUGGUUAACGCAGCAGGUUUUACUUCUGAGCCCAAUAUUCAGCUUUUUAAUCAAGUCAUUGCAAUUACUGGAACCGCUUAUAUGGAUUCAAUCUUUUCUACUGUUUUUAUUGCUUAUGCGAAAAUUGCCACCUGCAAUCCUUAUAUUUCAGAAGUUGCUUCGACUAAGACAGACACCGAGGCCGAAGGCUCUACCGAGACCGAGAGCUCCACUGAGAGUGAGAGCUCCACCGAGACUGAAGGUUCCACUGAGACCGAGACCGACCCUGUGUACAAGUGCUCGGAGGUUACUAUCACGUACACCAGACCGCGCGUUCACACUAGUUUUGUGUAGACCCAGCACAGCAUAUUCAACCUUUAUCAUUUUUUCACGUAUACUUAAUACAAGUUGCAUGCGCUUAUAAAUUCUAAGUAUUA